AACAUCCUAAAAUUGACAGAUAUUAAGAGAGAGAAAGAGAGUAGGUGUGACGAGGCACUUAGGAUUGGUACUAACUAAAGCACCUCUGAAAGUGACGAUCUAGUUAGUUACGGUUACUUUCUUUGGGAACUCAAUACACACCAAAAAGUGGAGUCAAGAACAAUGGCAGGAAGGAUCAAAUUAGACGGUUGUGGCUACGAUGUCACAACUUCCUCUCAACUCUGCAUUUCAACCAUCAAUUCCUACUAUCAACAGGUUCUCAGCUACGGUAGAGAGAGGCGUGUGAUUCUAGAAUCGGUAACCCAUGAUAACUACUGUGUGUUAGCCAACACCUUAGCAGCUCAUUUUAUCUACUCCUCUGAUUCUUCUCGUGCUACCUCUUUACUCCACACCGCUGAGUCCCGUCUUGAACACGCAACCUUGUACGAAAAACUAGUUUUCGAUGCCAUCAGUUAUUUGAUGUCUGAAGAUAGAGAUGAUGAUGUAGCUGUUGACUUGCAUUCUAAGCUUCUAAAGGAGUUCCCAAGAGAUUUGGUUUCUGUAAAGAGAGCACAGGUCUUGUGCUUCUACAUGGGUCGGCCUGAUCUUUCUUUAUCCCUUGUUAAUCAGGUUCUACCUCAAAACGAAGGAGAAAGUUACAUAUAUGGCAUGCUUGCGUUUCCUUUGUUAGAGCUUGGACGAAUGAAAGACGCCGAGGUAGCUGCCAAAAGAGGAUUCGAAAUCAACAACCAAGACGGCUGGUCACAACAUGCUUUAUGUCAUGUUCUUCAGUACGACUGCCGUUUUAGAGAAGCUGUUAAGUUCAUGGAAGAAUGUUCAUCAUCAUGGAGUUCUUCCUCAUCUUUUAUGUUGACACACAAUUGGUGGCAUGUAGCACUUUGUUACUUAGAAGGCAAUGCUCCAAUGCAAAGCGUGCUCGUGGUAUAUGACAAUUAUAUAUGGAAGGAGUUAGACAAAACCGAUGCAGCGGCUCCUGAGGUUUACUUAAAUGCUGUGGCUCUGCUUCUGAGGAUUUGCGUACGUGAUGAAUUGGACUUUUUUGGUGAUAGGCUCGAGAAGCUUGCAGAUCGCCUAGCUGUUCAAGCAAACUGGUAUUUAGAGUGGCACCUUGAUGUAUUGACAGUUUGGGCUUUGGCAAAGACUGGACAAAUUUCUAAAUCAGAAGAUCUUCUUAAGGGCUUAAAAGACAGGAUUUUGAGAAUGACUAAAAAGAAGCAACAAAUAAUGCAGAAAGGAAUGAUGCUUGCAGAAGCACUCUUUGCAUAUGGAAGAGGCGACUACAGGCAUGGACUGGAAUUACUUGGUCCAGAUUUUGAUGCCAAUGAUUGCAAGAUAAUUGGUGCAUCUGAUGAACAAGUUGAUGUAUUCAACGAAGUUUGGUACAUCAUGUUGCUGAACACCGGAGACGCAAUGAAGGCUAUUGAAGUAAUUGAGAAGAAAAUCAAGAAGAGAGACGGCACUGCUUUCUUAUGGCGUUUGCUGGAGAGAGGAUAUAAACUAGCAAAGAGACCAGAAGCUGGAAUUGCAAAUGAGAAAGCCAAAGUUUUUGAGAGUGCUUAUUUCAAUUAAGAGAAUAAUCAUAUAAUCAAAUAAUAUCCGGUUGAAUGUGAAUGCAUAAGCUAACAAUGCAAAAGGGAGUCUUUAGCAUGGUGCAAUAUAUUAUUAUGAAAUAAAUCUAACAUAUAGUAUAAAAAUAAAUGCAACUCAUGAGUCAUGACAAUGACAAUGAGGCUUUGCUUGUGGUUGGUUGGGAGGUGCCAACUUUUGAUUCUAUGAAUGAAAAAUAUGCGUUGAUAUGGUUGAAACGCUUUCAGAA
Molecule: messenger RNA, 1816 nt
Organism: Lathyrus oleraceus (garden pea)
Lineage: Eukaryota; Viridiplantae; Streptophyta; Magnoliopsida; Fabales; Fabaceae
Exons: 14
Coding region: 163-1569 (468 amino acids)
Molecular function (GO): protein binding
Source: RefSeq, a predicted model, not a curated record